Pseudomyrmex gracilis is the source of this 697-nucleotide messenger RNA. RefSeq lists its product as uncharacterized. Bases 56 to 697 code for a protein of 213 amino acids. The record is from RefSeq and is a predicted model, not a curated record. The transcript is spliced from 4 exons. Lineage: Eukaryota; Metazoa; Arthropoda; Insecta; Hymenoptera; Formicidae.
GCAGGACACGAUCUUUGGGAAAUUAACGAGCGAUCAUCGACUGACUGUUCAUCCGAUGGUCGAUUACAUGGUCGAUUACGUUUCGAGAUCUCCGUACGUCAUCGGCUACUACACUACCGGUGAUCAGGGCGGUGCUCAUCGGCCGCAGGAGAUCGCGUUCGAGAUGACGAAGAAACCGGAGGGCAACGACGUGAUAAUGGUUCAGCAACAGGAGUCGAUUUACACGAGAAAGCACAAAUUUCCUUAUCAGUUUUAUCAGCCGGGUGGCGAAAAUCACAAUGUGCAAUACGCGGAGGAACCGCGUUACCACCCGCGAACGAGAAGAACGUCGCCUUGGAAGAAGAUCAUUCAUCUGAUCGGCACUUUUCUGCCUCUUGGUCUGUUACUGGCAACGCUGACGCCCAACGUCGUGCGCGUCAACAGCACCACCACCCAGCCGCCCAUCGUCCUGUCGAAACUGCGAUCGGCGGACCUGCCGGUCGAGCACAAACACGCCCGUCUGCUCGAGUCGGCCGUUUGCGAGGAUCGAUCGGUCUGCGAGAUGAUCCUAGCCGGCGGCGAGCCGCAAUCCAACAUCCUGCAGAACAUCCUGUGGAAUCUGGCUACCAGAACUCCGGAUAAUAUCGCAGAGAGAAACGGUCUUGGCGAAAUAUUCGACGCUGUGAAGAAGAAGAACUGCGUGAUUAUUAGUUGUUAA